Messenger RNA from Moneuplotes crassus, 539 nucleotides. Lineage: Eukaryota; Ciliophora; Spirotrichea; Euplotida; Euplotidae. The record is from the annotation of a GenBank genome assembly.
GCUAACUCUCUUAUAAAUAGUGGCCAUCACAAGUCUGUGAUGUCAGAUAUUGAUAGCCCCAAGGUCUUCUUCGAUCUAAAGAAAAAGCUCAGGCUCAAACCUAGAACAAAUAAGUUUGGCGUAAGAAGAUUUUCCAAAAAGUUAAACUUAGGAAUAAAAUUCAACAAGAGAGCAAUCAGAAAUAUAAGAAACAUUAAGAGUCCUCCUAAAAUGAACAGGACGAUGAGGCUCAAAAAAAGAAAUCAAUCAGUUGAUGUGGAUAUCUCUGGAGAUGAUCAUCAAGACUCCUCUGAAGAGUUGGCAAAGAUCCAUCAGAAUAUGAUCUUCAAAUGUCAGGAGAAAUUACAGCUAAGCAAAUAUCUGAAUGGAAGGUUUUUCUCUCCUCAAAGACUGACUCAGAAAGCAAUGAUUGUGAGCUUCCACAACAGGAAACAGUCUUGAUUCCUAUCCAAUGAUUUCCUAGGACAGGAAGGGCUUCCCCAAAUUAGAAGCUAGACGUAAACCAUUAAUACAUUAUUGAUCCCUAAUACUUUCUUUCA